Molecule: messenger RNA, 6973 nt
Organism: Microcebus murinus (gray mouse lemur)
Lineage: Eukaryota; Metazoa; Chordata; Mammalia; Primates; Cheirogaleidae
Gene: PPP1R12B
Product: protein phosphatase 1 regulatory subunit 12B
Biological process (GO): signal transduction
Cellular component (GO): Z disc; A band; cytoplasm
Molecular function (GO): protein kinase binding; phosphatase regulator activity; enzyme inhibitor activity
Source: RefSeq, a predicted model, not a curated record
GGGGCUAGUGGCGGGAGGAGUAAAGAUGGCGGCGCGGGGGGUCUCUGCCUCCUGCUCCCGGCUGAGGCGCUCUGAGGGACGCGGCAGCGGUUGCCCUAGCCGCAGCAGCAGUCUAGUCUAGUGCUUAUAGUUUCGGCAGCACCGGCCGAGGCCGGAGCAAUGGCGGAGCUGGAGCACCUGGGAGGAAAGCGGGCAGAGUCGGCGCGAAUGCGGCGGGCGGAGCAGCUCCGGCGCUGGCGGGGCUCAUUGACAGAGCAGGAGCCCGCGGAGCGACGAGGCGCGGGGCGGCAGCCGCUGACGAGGCGUGGGAGCCCCAGGGUCCGCUUCGAGGAUGGUGCUGUCUUCCUGGCCGCCUGCUCUAGCGGGGACACAGACGAGGUAAAAAAGCUUCUGGCAAGAGGCGCCGACAUAAACACGGUCAACGUGGACGGCUUGACAGCCCUUCACCAGGCCUGUAUUGAUGAAAAUCUGGACAUGGUGAAGUUUCUGGUGGAGAACAGAGCCAAUGUAAACCAGCAAGACAAUGAGGGCUGGACACCCCUUCAUGCAGCAGCUUCUUGUGGCUAUCUCAACAUAGCAGAGUAUUUCAUUAACCACGGAGCCAGUGUAGGUAUUGUUAAUAGCGAAGGUGAAGUCCCCUCUGACCUUGCAGAAGAGCCAGCCAUGAAGGAUCUUCUUCUGGAACAAGUAAAGAAGCAAGGAGUUGAUCUGGAGCAGUCAAGGAAAGAAGAAGAACAGCAGAUGCUUCAGGAUGCCCGCCAGUGGCUCAAUAGCGGGAAGAUAGAUGAUGUGAGGCAGCCUCGCUCAGGGGCCACGGCCCUUCAUGUGGCUGCUGCCAAGGGCUACUCUGAAGUCCUCAGACUGUUAAUUCAGGCUGGCUAUGAACUCAAUGUUCAGGAUCACGACGGCUGGACUCCCCUCCAUGCUGCUGCACACUGGGGAGUGAAAGAGGCUUGCUCCAUCCUGGCAGAAGCGCUCUGUGACAUGGAUAUCCGAAACAAACUGGGCCAGACACCAUUUGAUGUGGCUGAUGAGGGUCUUGUGGAGCACUUGGAGAUGCUUCAGAAGAAGCAGAAUGUGCUGCGAAGCGAAAAGGAAACACGGAAUAAACUCAUUGAGUCAGACCUGAACAGCAAAUUGCACAGUGGACUCUUUAAGAACAAGGAGAAGAUGCUUUAUGAGGAGGAGACACCGAAGUCUCAAGAAAUAGAGGAGGAAAACAAAGAAUCCAGCAGCUCCAGUUCAGAGGAGGAAGAAGGUGAAGAUGAAGCUUCUGAGUCAGAAACUGAGAAGGAGGCAGAUAAAAAGCCAGAAGCCAUUGUCAACCAUUCCAACUCUGAAAAUAAGAGUAUUGUCACGGAGCAGAUACCACCACCAGCUCAGAAUACCUUCUCUGCCUCUUCUGCUAGGAGAUUCUCCUCCAGCCUUUUUAACAAGUCAGAAGAGCCCAAAGAUGAAUCUCCUUCUUCGUGGAGAUUGGGACUCAGAAAAACUGGCAGCCACAACAUGCUGAGUGAGGUGGCCAAUUCCAGGGAAGCUCUGAGGGACCGAGGCUCUUCCAUCUACCGCUCCUCGUCCAGCCCUCGGAUUUCUGCUCUGCUGGACAACAAAGAUAAGGAGAGAGAAAACAAAAGCUAUUUUAGUUCACUAGCACCUCGGAGACUCAGCAACACAAGUGACAGUGAAGAAAAGGAGAACAGAGAAUCAGCUGUUAACCUAGUGAGGAGUGGCUCCUAUACCCGGCAGCUAUGGAGGGAUGAAGCAAAGGGAAGUGAAACCCCGCAGACAAUUGCUCCUUCCACCUAUGUAUCAACCUACUUGAAAAGUGCUUCAUUUGGUAGAAGUAGUGACCCCACAAGUCCCUACAUUUCAGCCAAUCGCAAUUCAUCUCCUGCUACCUCACCCAUUACCAUUGGUUCAUCUACCUCUCAGGGCACCCAGUGGCAACCUGCCUCUUCUUGCCCUGCACCAAUCAGUGCAAACACUACCGCAUCUGUACACCAUGGCAGGAUUCCUCCCAAAUCCCAGUCUGACUCGAUAGCAGAGAAAACAGCAGACAAUGUCUCUUCUAGCACUCCACUCUGUGUGAUCACCAAUCGCCCUCCACCUAGCACUGCCAAUGGGGUUUCAGCUGCCACUGUGCUCUCCACUGCUGGGACAGACUCCUCUGCGGAAGCCAGGGAGAAGAGGAGGUCCUAUCUGACCCCCGUACGGGAUGAGGAAGCAGAGUCUUUACGGAAAGCACGCUCUAGACAGGCUCGGCAGACACGAAGGUCUACUCAAGGUGUUACCCUAACAGACCUUCAGGAAGCAGAAAGGACUUUCAGCCGGUCAAGGGCAGAGAGGCAAGCUCAAGAGCAGCCUGCCGAGAAGCCGGUAGACACUGAAGGGCUUGAGGGGAGCGCUGAGAAGCAUGAGCCCUCUGCAGUCCCUGCAAAGGAAGCUGAGGAGGGCCAGCAGCCCUGGGGCAGGAGUCUGGAUGAAGAGCCUGUCUAUCGUCGCCUGAGGUGUCCAACUCAGCCAGACAAACCCAUAACACCAGUGUCUCCUUCUACAUCAAACCCCUCACUCUACACCAGUUCCCAUCUGCUACAGACAAGUAGAUUUUCUGUCCCUGAUUCUGAGAGUUCGAAGACUCCCACAAACACUACAACUACAAGGGAAAUGGACAAAAAUGAGGGUGAAGAAGCGGAUUUGGAUGAUCAGUCCUCCAACAGGCUAUCCAUCCGAGAGAGGAGGCGGCCCAAGGAACGACGAAGAGGCACAGGCAUCAAUUUCUGGACAAAAGAUGAGGAUGAAACUGAUGGCUCUGAAGAGGUCAAAGAAGCAUGGCAUGAAAGACUUUCUAGGUUGGAAUCUGGAGGUAGCAACCCUACAACCAGCGAUUCUUACACUGAGCGGGCUUCAGCAAGAGCCCGUCGGGAGGCCCGGGAGGCCCGUCUAGCCACCCUGACCAGCCGUGCAGAGGAGGAUAGCAACAGAGACUAUAAAAAACUCUACGAGAGUGCCCUGACCGAAAACCAAAAACUGAAAACGAAACUUCAAGAGGCCCAACUAGAGCUAGCAGAUGUAAAAGCCAAGCUUGAGAAGAUGGCCCAGCAGAAACAAGAGAAGACCUCUGACCGAUCAUCAAUGCUGGAGAUGGAGAAACGGGAGAGGCGAGCCCUGGAGCGGAAAAUGUCAGAAAUGGAGGAAGAGAUGAAGAACCUCCACCAGCUAAAACAGAUUCAAACCUUGAAGCAGAUGAACGAGCAACUACAGGCUGAGAACAGGGCCCUCACCCGAGUGGUGGCCAGACUCUCGGAGUCCAUCGAGUCCUCGGAUACCCAGGAGCUCUAGUUCUUGCCCCUCCUCUCCACCUCACUUCCCUCCUCUACUACUCCAGGUGUUAACAGAACUGAAAUCUGACAACCAGAGGCUGAAAGAUGAAAACGGUGCCCUCAUCAGAGUCAUCAGCAAACUGUCUAAAUAGACUGGGCUCCAGGUUUAAGAGGGAGGGGAGGGACAGCAUUUGCUGCCCCUACCUCUCUUUUCCAGCCCUUGCCUUCCAACCAAAGAAGUGGAUGUUUUGGUGGAAGGACACUUUUUUCUGACCCUCUUCAGUCACCUCUGCACUGUACAUUUUCUCUGCACUCUCAGUGCCCUGUUCCUCUCACACCCCCACCCCAAGUUUUAUGAUGGUUUUAAUUGAAGCAUGAUUGUGAUCAUCCGAGCCAUCUGGAGAAGGCUUUGGGGAGGACACCAGGCUCAGCCGUGGGCCCCCCAACUUCCUGCUGCUCAGCUACUUUGUCCACAUUGGAUUCGGUUCAAACAUGUAAGGCUUCUACCCAAACCAGUACUCCUCAGCUUUUCACACUGAGCCGUGUCCUCUGAUAUAGGUGAGUCUUGCAGCAGCCACUGCGGGAUCCUGUCUGGGGUGCCGAGAGAAGCAGCAGGAUGUUGAAUUAAUCAUCAGGCGGCCUCUGGAGCUGUGUUUCUAUUAGAGUCAGUGACAGUGUGACAGUGACUCUGCAUUGAGGCUCUCUAAUCUUCACCUCUCAGGAACUGACUUGUUUUUAUUUUUUCUAUCAACAACCCAGCAACAUCCCUGACUAGUCUUAAUCCCUAUUCCUCCCUCGUGUCUAGCCCUUUCUCCAAGACUCAGCUGGCCCUGGCUUCACUUAUUCCUUUCCUUUCUUGUAUUUUUUUCUUCCCUGCCCCACCCCACACACACAUACUCGAUGGUAGAACAGAGCACCUGACCUCACUUGUCUUUGGCCAUCGUGGAAAAUCAUUAUUCUGGAGACUAGAAAAUCAUCACUCUGGUGCCUUGGGUGGCGGCACCACCGGCCCUGUCCCUGCAAAGCCAGACCAUGGCGUAAGUGUCAGCCCAUGGUUCUCAUCUCCCACUUAUCUUCCCCCUACAGAGUGAUUUUCUUUAUUAGAAAAUCUUGGCUCUGGAUACCCCAGUCUGCCUUGCUUCCCUUUGACCUUGUUUUCUUCUCCUCACUCUGGCACCUGCUCCCAAUGAGAAAUGAAGUCAGGAUCAGGAGGAACGAGAGGGGGUGAGGAUAGAUUGUUGUGGGAUGGACCAGGGAGUGGUGCGGGCUAGAAAGACACAUAUGGUGGAAGUAUAGUGUCUGAGGACACGUGCAACAUGGUGACAUCCAAGAUAGCAGCCCACUGUGUUGUCAGAUGGUGGUGAAUUUGAUUUCUGGUGGUUAGAUUUAGGGAAGAGGCAUUUGCUUUCUUAGAAGCUAACAGGAGAAAUGGUGCUUAAUAGAGGUUUAAAGGAAUGAGGCACUUUCAACCCAUUGAUGAGAGUCAUGGAAUUGAGAGUGGUAAGGCCCAGAGAUCAUGUGGUCCAGCUUUCCAUUGUUGUGUCACGAGGACCCCAGCCUCCAGAGCUUCGACCCAGGAUUGGGCACCUCUGGUGGCUUCAAGCAUUUACUACUCGAAAGUUGGGCAGCUCUAAUAACCAGAGAGUUGUUCCUAAUAGGAGCUGAAGUCAGCCUUUGGAUUCUCCCUGUGUCCAGAUCUGCCCUUUGCAGCUCUCUGACACGACAGCCCUUCAGAUGUGUGCGUUGGUGGCCUCCCCUUCGCCUUACUUCCCGACCUGACGUCCCCCUUGGCCUUUCAGUCACUGCUCACACACGUGCUUUUCCUGCCCGUUGCUUCUCUUCUAGACAAAAACAGCCUUUUAAAAUAGCAUGCCCAGACCCGGACAGAAUACGCUAUAAAUCCAGCACAAAACCAAACCUUUAGUUCUUAAUGACCCCAUAUUAAUACUUGUAGUAUCUUCUUUUUGUAGGAGUUUUAUUCCUUGGCUCAUUUUGAGUGUGCAGGUCAUUUAAAUCUUCAUCGUUUUAGGGUCACCAGUGAUAUUCAGUGUUUAGAAUGGUCCGUUCUCUUAACAUGUACUACCACUGUCUGUUAAUUUCUUUCCUAAAAGUGACAGCCUCGUUUUCCAUGGACCUCUGAAACAUCACGUGCUCUUUAAACCAGAAGCUAUGAUUCAAGAUCCCAGUUCCAGAAUAGGAGCUGUGUCUCCUGUGGCAAAACCCCAUUUUUUAGCAUGCACAGAAUUCUCUCCUCCAUUUCCAGCUGUUUGAGAAGCUCCUACUAUUUGGGGCCUUUGUAUUACCAUGGGGGUACUGUGUGCUCAGUUCUCAGGGAAUGCUAAACUAGAGUAAGCAGUUCCAUCUCUUCUACCAUAUGCAUUUCCUUCACUCCAGGGGGAGGAAAUCGGCACAGUUGUUGACUGAAUCCUGACACAUUUUGGAUAUGGGGGAAGAGGGAAUCAUGCCUCCCUCUCAGGUAAAGAAAAUUGGAUUAUUAGAAAAAUAUUCUAGCUUGACCCUCUUCCAUUCAAUAGACCAGGUAAAGGGGUUACAGAGAGUCCCCUCAGAUCUGUCUGUGCCUUUCCAAAGUGUUGGAGGCAGGUUGUCAGAACUCUGAGGUUGGUGUCACACCUCUGCUGCUUCACGUGACCCUUUCACGGUAAAAGAUGAUUGUUCUUGCCUGAAAGUCUUCAUUGUGUCAAGAAGUUUAUAAGCUUUUCAAUCUCAGGAAUACUGGAUUCUAUGGCCAAGAACUCAUGAAAGUGUAAACCAUCCCAGGUAAUUUCAGGUACUCUCUCUUAUGCAGUUAAUUUUAUUAGAUAAACUCUAAAUUCUGGCCUCCCCCCAGAGAUGAAACGCCGCUCCUUCACAGCUGCAUUGACCGGAGGCCCACGAGGCGGUGGUCAUAGGGCUUCUGACAGCCAGCAGUUCUCCCUGUGCUGGUGUCAGCAUGUCUCUCUCUCCUUGUGCGGAGUGGACAGCGACCUGCCUUUGCUCUCUUCAGUGGCCACAACCCGCGGUCCUCACCUGCUGGUUUGGGUCCUCAUGAGUGCCCCGGGUCGCUCGAGCUGAAUGAGUAGCUGCAGGCUUGGCCCACAGCGUGGGACUCAGGUCUGUCACUUUGGAGUCUUUACGGGAAUCAUCAGCAUGGGAGAGAGAGUAUUCUCAGCCAUACACCCUCUGUUCUCAUUUUGUAUUUUUCAAAAACGGAACCACACUUUUGGGAGUAAUGAUAUAGCUAUUCCAGAGCUUCUCUGGCCAAAGUUUGCCUGUUUGUCUUUCCAGGGCUGCUGCUCCUUUUCCAGAUAGCUCCAGGAUAUGAUGACCCCUUGUUCCAGCAGUCUCUGCUGGGAGAGUUAUGCAAAUCUCAGGUGUUGCCACCAAAGAAUCUAAGGCACAGACAUGCCUUGGGUGUCCUUGGCACACUAGACUCUCACUCGAUGUUCCCUAGAGCCUCCCUGUCUUUCUCUGGCUGACUCAGGAGGUGCUUGCUUCUCUUCUGGCCUGUCCCUGGUUUCUGUCCUAGUUCCCACCCCAUGUUUAAGAAAACCUACAUGCAUUUAUUGCUAUCUGAGGCCAUUGAUGAGAUUUCAGAACUCUAUUUUAGAACACUUCAACCAUUCUUCCUGCCCCAAACAAAAUGUGUGCUUAUU